Molecule: messenger RNA, 2902 nt
Organism: Pelobates fuscus (common spadefoot toad)
Lineage: Eukaryota; Metazoa; Chordata; Amphibia; Anura; Pelobatidae
Product: oocyte zinc finger protein XlCOF7.1-like
Exons: 8
Coding region: 158-2752 (864 amino acids)
Biological process (GO): regulation of transcription by RNA polymerase II
Molecular function (GO): RNA polymerase II cis-regulatory region sequence-specific DNA binding; DNA-binding transcription factor activity
Source: RefSeq, a predicted model, not a curated record
GUUUCAAUGAGGCUGGCUGUGUCUGGUAUUCUGGAGAGAGGUUACCCAAGGUUCAGUCACUGCAGCAGGGGCUGGUCUAUACUUGUACAGAUAUUAAACAAGUGAAUCUCAAGCCAAAGUUUUUAAAGCAUAUUGUUUAAUUUGAGAUAAACGGAAAAUGAAGCAAAAGAGAAAAUGUCUGCGGAAAAAAGAUCUGCAAGAGCAGCAACACACAUCUGUAAUUAGUAUGAAAGCAAAGUCAGACUCGUGUAAAGAAGGACAUUUGAGAGAUUCCAACUUUGCUGCAGGUGAUAAAGUUAUCCCACAAACAUUAUACAAACCAUUCCGUUGCUCUGAAUGUGGGAAAUGCUUCAAACAUAACUCCCUGCUUGUCAGACACAUGAAGAUUCACACGGGAGAGAAGCCAUUUUCUUGUCCUGAGUGCGGUAAAUUUUUUAGUCAGAAAGCACAUCUUUCGGGUCACCAAAAGAGUCACACCACUGGAAAUACUUUUUCUUGCACAGAAUGUGGGAAAUGUUUUGAUAAAAUCUCAAGUCUUGCUGUGCAUCAGAGGAUUCACACCGGCGAGAAGAUGCAUUCAUGCCCCGAAUGCGGAAAAUGUUUCAAUCGAAAGCCAGAACUUGUCAAACAUCAGAGAAUCCACACGGGAGAAAAACCCUAUGUUUGUUCUGAAUGUGGGAAAUGUUUUCGGGACGGCUCACACCUUUGGAGACAUAAGAGAAUUCACACAGGACAAAACCCGUACCAAUGUUCAGAAUGUAGUAAAUCAUUUAAUCAGAAAUCUCAUCUUUCUAGACAUCAACUCAUUCACACAGACGAGAAGCCAUUUUCUUGCGCCGAAUGUGGAAAAAGUUUUAACCACAAAACAAGUCUAAAUACACAUCCAUGUAUUCACACUAAAGUACUUUUUCAUUGUUCCGAAUGUGGAAAGGGUUUUACUCAGAAGUCAGCUCUUACUUCACAUCUAAGAAUCCACACAGGAGAGAAGCCAUAUUGUUGUUCUGAAUGUGGGAAAUGUUUUGCUCAGAUGUCAUCACUUUAUGUACAUCUAAAGGUCCAUAAAAAAAACAUUUAUGAAGUGGUCUGGGUGCCAUGUGUCCCCAGUGUUAACCCCGGAGGUGGAAACAUUGCCGCUCUACAGGAACGACCUCAGGAUAAUGAAAAUAUGAACAGGAAUCAGAUUACUGAGAAGAUCCUGAAUCUCACUCUGGAGAUCAUCUCUUUACUAACAGGAGAGAAUAAUUUAAUUGUAAAAAUAUCUGAUAAGAGUGUCAAGUACAGCAGCAAUCUCCACGUGUCGGAAGAAUCCUGCAGGACCCAGAGCCCCAGCACGGUGCUUCCACCUGACUCACUGAUACAGGAAGGAAACAAUGAGAAGAAGAUCCUGGAACUGACCAAUCAGAUCAUCCAGCUGCUGACUGGAGAGGUUCCUAUAAGGUGUGAGGACAUCGCUGUCUAUUUCUCCACGGAGGAGUGGGAGUAUUUAGAAGGACAGAAGAAUCUCUUCAAGGACGUGAUGAUGGAGAACGACCAGACUCUCGGCUCACUGGUAGGUGGAAAAAUGGGAAGAUGUUCUUAUCCAAGAUCUUAUAUUCCUGUUUGUUCUCCAGAUUGUGUGAGCGAGGAUGAAGAGAACAGUACAUCGAGUCCUGGAACUAAAUGUACGAAAAAGAGUCAAACUGUGGGGUACAUUGAUGAGAAAUCUGCCUCGUUGAAAGAAGAAAAUAUGACAAACACUGAUAUUUUUACCCACACAGAAGAUGCAAUGACUGAACAUACAUCCAUUCAUAUUAAGGAGGAACUAUCUAUACAUGAUAACGGAAACCUCACAGUCAAUGGUAUUUAUAUACCCACGGAUGAUGGGCCAACAGAGUAUGUAUCUACUACUAUUAAGGAGGAACUGUCUUUACAUGAUAACGGAAACCUCACAGUCAAUGGUAUUUAUAUACCCACGGAUGAUGGGCCAACAGAGUAUGUAUCUACUACUAUUAAGGAGGAACUGUCUUUACGUGAUAACGGAAACCUCACAGUCAAUGGUAUUUAUAUACCCACGGAUGAUGGGCCAACAGAGUAUAUAUCUACUACUAUUAAGGAGGAGUUCUCUCCGUAUAGUGAAGAAAAUAUUGAAGACCUUUAUGAACAGGGAGAGCAUAUUGACUGUGUUAUUGAGAAAUCGUCUCUUCUUGAAGAUGAAAAUGUGUUGUCCACUGGACUUAAUACACUUACUGAUCAUUCAUCACAACCAGAAUAUACAUUCAACCACAGGAGAGAUUUGUCAGCUAUACAUGGAGAAGAUUGUCUCAAGAAUACAAAACUAUACUCGUGUUCUGAAUGUAACAAGUGUUUUACUCGUAGUGCAAACCUUGCAGUUCAUUGGAGGACUCACACAGGAGAAAGGCCCUAUUCAUGUUCUAGAUGUGGGAAAGGGUUUAGGCAUAGACCACAUCUAAUUAUACAUGAGAGAAUUCACACAGGAGAGAAACCAUUCUCAUGUUCUGAAUGUGGAAAAUGUUUUAUUGAUAGAUCACGCCUUUUUAGACAUCGGAUGAUCCACACUGGAGAAAAGCCUUAUUCUUGUUCUCUGUGUGGGAAAGGAUUUAUCCACAAACCACAUCUUGCUAUACAUGAGAGAAUUCACACAGGAGAUAAACCAUACUCCUGUGCAGAAUGUGGAAAAUGUUAUAGCGAUAAGUCAAAUCUUUUUAGGCAUCAAAAGACGCAUGCUAAACAAUGUAAUGGACAGUUGUCUUGAACACUGCUAUAUGUCUGAAUAAGAGUGUCCACAAUAUUUUUGUUUUAUUUUUUUAAAUUUUAUUCAGGGAAUGUUAAUUAAUACCUUGUUGCUAUAUUUUUAUGCGUUUAUAUAGAUAAUGUAUUAAAAAUUUCAGCAAAAAAGUUACUC